AUGCAAGAUCUCAAACCCAUCAUUCCUACCGCUCGAAAAUCAGUGGGAAUCCUUGGCACAUCCUCCUCAGGAGAAUUGGCAAAGGAACAUAUGGUGAAUCGGGCCUUGAUGGCUACUUCUCCUGUAAGCAAUAGUAGUACGGGUUCUAUUCCACUGGGCACGAGUGCAACCACCACAAACACAGAUAAACCACAACAACCACACGCCUCGUCGCUCACACCCUCACCAACAACAAACAUGGAUACAACACAAAAUUCAAGUAAAUUAUCAUUGGAAAAUUCGGAGGCCAUUGUUUAUGAUUCAUCUGAAGAGGAAGAGGAGAAGGUAGAUAUUUUGGAAGAAAGUGAUUCCGAUCAUGUGGAUCAACUAGCAUCAUCGGAAGAAGAAACGGCUAUUCGAAGAAGAAGAACCAGAAGUAGUACUAGAGCUGAUUCAAACCUUUCUUCAUCAAAUACGACCAAAAAGAACAAUGACAAGGAUGCUAACCAAAGGCAAAAUCAACUUGCAUCGUUGAGAUUUACCGAAAAGUUUAAACAAGGCAGUGAAGAUGAGGAGGGUCAUCCUGCUGUUGUUUUUGAUUCCGAUGAUGAUGAGGAAGAAGAUACACAUCGAAAAUUUGCUGAAAAUGUUAGCAAGGCAAUACCAAAACAAAAGGCGGAACCAUCAAGAAAAAAACAAAAGAUGACGAGUAUUACGCAAUUGGAAACCACUACUAACGAAACUGCUACAUCUAAAAUAGAAGCGAAGCAAUCAAAUGUACUUUCUAUUGAACCUCAUUCAGUACUGUUUAAAUUUAUUUGUUCUACCACUACUAAUGUGGAGUUGCGAAACAAACUUAAACAAGAUUUUGAAGACGAAAAAUACGUAAUAUUAAGGAAAAAAUACAAUUUAAAGACACCAAGCAGAAAAGGUAGAAUUAGUGACAAUGAGGUCAAAUUAAUCAAAAAAUACGUUGAAAUCACUAGCUCAUUGCGUUUGGUCAGACAUCCUCUCUCAUUGACUCUCUUCAACAAUACCAAGUCUUUCGACGAAGACCGAAUUAAAACUUGGAGUAAUGACUCUCAGGAAGAAGAAGUAAAUACUACCAACGUAAAACAUUUUAUUGCGACAAUUACGGGAAGAAGUUUUGAUUUGAUUAGCUCUGUAUGGAGAAAGGAAGAAAAGAACAUUCAUCACAGAUUUGUACUUUAUUUGGAACAAAUGAGAUAUCACUUUGAGGUCUUUGUUCAGCCUAACACAGUUCACAUGGAUCGUGAACAGGAAGAAGAGCUUAAAGAAAUGUAUAUCAGUUUACUAGGACUCAUGAAACAAUACCAAGAUAUUGUCAAUACACGAAGAGAAGAACGAAAAAACGGCAUGCUUCGUGAAACAUCCAUCGAACUGUCUAAAUUUGCAAAGAUCUUGUCCAAUCUGGACGAGCACUUUUCUAGAUUAGAUGCCUAUCAGAGAGCAUACAAUGAGGAAUUACAUGAUGCUCUUUGGUCAUGUGCUGUCAAAUACCUGUUGGCCUAA
This is a messenger RNA of Naegleria lovaniensis, 1512 nucleotides long. RefSeq lists its product as uncharacterized. The coding region runs from base 1 to 1512 and encodes 503 amino acids. The transcript has a single exon. The record is from RefSeq and is a predicted model, not a curated record. Lineage: Eukaryota; Heterolobosea; Eutetramitea; Acrasida; Naegleriidae.